Messenger RNA from Pomacea canaliculata, 939 nucleotides. Its product is annotated as galactosylceramide sulfotransferase-like. Gene Ontology annotation, molecular function: galactosylceramide sulfotransferase activity. NCBI's taxonomy places the organism in Eukaryota, Metazoa, Mollusca, Gastropoda, Architaenioglossa, Ampullariidae. Gene Ontology annotation, biological process: glycolipid biosynthetic process. Bases 243 to 788 code for a protein of 181 amino acids. The record is from RefSeq and is a predicted model, not a curated record. Gene Ontology annotation, cellular component: membrane. The transcript is spliced from 4 exons.
AAAACUGCUCUCGGUGAAGACUCUAGUCCUGUGCCUUCCCUCACACGUUCUCACCAGAGAAUGUCCGGUGAACUUGUCGAUCGUUCUUCUCGUUAAAAAAGAGGAUUAAAUUUUUUUUUUUUAUUCUUCAGAGACCAUCAUGUAGGCCGUACAUCAUGCCACAAAACCUCGUCACAAGACUGGGUUGCAACACUGCUCUCAUCAAACUGAACCCGGCAAUACAUCUUCUGGAUAAAUGAAAGAUGCGCGUCUGUCAUCGAAAGUGGCUUAUUUGUGUCCUGCUGCUGACGGCGGUGGGAUCCCUGUUGCUGCUGUUGCUGUCAGACAUCGAAAUCAUGCAGGUUACUCCCAGCAGGUUGAUGACAGACUCCACAAUCAGGCGCCAUGUUUAUGACACGGAGCGUCCAAAGCAUCGUCACUCUGCACCUGACACAGCAAGUCAUGUCAGUGGCACAAGGUGCACGCCUCGUCAGCACGUGGUCUUCUGGAAGAUACAUAAGACAGGGAGUUCCACAGUGGCCAACAUCCUCCAGCGGUACGGGUACAUUCGCCAUCUCAACUUUGUUUUGCCCAGAAAGCGGCUACAUGCCGCGAGCUACAACUACCUCAACAAGCCCGGCGAGCCACUCACCGCCAGAAGCCUGAUUCCGCCUCCAACGGCCAGCACUACGACUGCUGUGGAACCACGGCAUCUACAACAGCACCUUCAUCCACAGCAUCAUGCCGCUCGAUGCAGUCUACAUCACCAUGCUGAGGCAGCCGCUGCAGCAGUUUGUGUCGGCCUUUGAGUACUACGGCAACAUCCCCGGCAGCUACAUCAACGCCAUCAUGACCAGCAACGUCAGCAACCCACUGGCGGAGUACCUGGGCCACCCCGCCCUGUACGAGUCCACUCUGCGGUACAUGACGUACCUCCGCAACAAGCAGGCCGAGGACCUG